This is a messenger RNA of Phalaenopsis equestris, 523 nucleotides long. RefSeq names its product protein canopy-1-like. Lineage: Eukaryota; Viridiplantae; Streptophyta; Magnoliopsida; Asparagales; Orchidaceae. The record is from RefSeq and is a predicted model, not a curated record.
CGCAGACCGUUAUUUCCAGCUUUCAUAGCCCGCUUUUUGGUGGGCAGCGCUCUACUUUUAAACCAACAAUGAAACCCAAAUCCGAUUUCUGUUAGCCGGCUUGAUUGCAGGCAUGGAGUGGAAGAGGAAGGGGAAGAACCCUAGAUCUGCACUGGUCUCUGCGCUCAUUCUUGCAAGCCUUUUGUUAGUUUCUAGCGUGGAAGACGAGUGCUCCGCUUGCAACGCCAUUGCGGAUGAGAUAGAGAUCGAGUUUUUUGAUCAGGGGUUAGAUUCUAUUAGUCGUCUUGAAAGAAAAGACGUUGAUUACAGAAACGGCACACAAGCAGUUGUUGAAAUGUUGGAUGGACUUUGUGAGAAAAUGCUAGACCACACUUUAGAGAAGUUGGAUACAGGUGAAGAGAUUUGGGUCAGAGUACACGACUGGAACAAUCUUCCAGCUGGGAAAGAUAAACAAGAGGCACAAAAAUACUCAAAGUAUAUAUCAUCUUUCUGUAAAAGGUUAUUGGAGGAUACAAAAGAUGAG